This is a messenger RNA of Erigeron canadensis, 2568 nucleotides long. Its product is annotated as pentatricopeptide repeat-containing protein At4g32430, mitochondrial. The record is from RefSeq and is a predicted model, not a curated record. The transcript has a single exon. Gene Ontology annotation, biological process: RNA modification. Lineage: Eukaryota; Viridiplantae; Streptophyta; Magnoliopsida; Asterales; Asteraceae. The coding region runs from base 134 to 2428 and encodes 764 amino acids. Gene Ontology annotation, molecular function: RNA binding; protein binding.
UCAAAAAUACCAAAUACAAUGAAAGGAAACAGGAUUUAUAAAGAUUCAAUCUUUUUUAAUUACCCAACAAAAUCUUGAAAACACUGGUUUUAUAAAUAAAAUAAAAAAGUAUAGCUCUGUACCCCCAACCCCAAUGAUUACCCGCCAAUUAUUAUUCAAAUCUUGGUACACUAAAAAACUAGCAAACUUUCAUUCGUUACAAGAUGCCCACCAACUGUUUGAUAAAAUGCCUCAACCAAAUCUCGGCUAUUUGCAUCACUCCAUGCUUGAUCUUUUACACCAAAACCGCCCAUUUCAAGCACUUGACAUCUUCAAUAAGCAAAUUCAGGAAGUAGGUGUUAGUCAUGUCGAUGAAGUUUCGACUGCUCUUGCUGUCAAGGCGUGUCGUGGUGACCCGAAACUCGGGUGUCAAAUUCAUGGUUUAGCAUUGACUUCAGGGCUUGAUUCAUUUUUAUCUGUAUCUAAUUCCUUGAUGCAUAUGUAUUCUAAAUCCGGACAGCUUGAUCGUGCUUUGGAUAUUUUUGAUCUGUUGCCUAACCGGGAUAUUGUUUCAUGGAACACCUUGCUCUCGGGGUUUAAGGACGGAAAUGAUGCAUUGAGGUUUGCUUUUCGAAUGAAUUAUUUAGGGGUUACUUUUGAUGCAGUGACUUACACUACUGCGUUGGCACAUUGUGCAGAUUGUGAAGAAUUUCUAUUUGGAAUUCAGUUGCAUUCGCUAGUGUUGAAAGCUGGAAUGCAGUGUGAAGGUUUUAUAGCAAAUGCACUUGUAACGUUGUACUCUAAGUGGGAACGUAUACUUGAAGCAGAAAGGGUUUUUGAUGAAAUGCCGAGCAAGGAUUUAGUUUCAUGGAACGCGAUGCUUUCAGGUUAUAGUCAGGAAGGAAGUUAUGGGGCAGAAGCAAUUUCAACUUUUAUUGAGAUGAUUAGAUUGGGAAUGAAGCUCGAUCAUGUUUCAUUUACCAGUGCGGUUUCAGCUUGUGGGCAUGCUAGAAACUUGCAUCUAGGGAAACAGAUACAUGGUCUGGCUAUUAAAAGAGGAUAUGGAAUACAUGAAUCGGUCUGCAAUGUUUUAAUCUCUACAUAUUCAAAAUGCGAUCAAAUUAAAGAUGCAAAGAUGGUUUUUGAGGAGAUGGUGAAUCGUAAUGUAGUUUCGUGGACCACCAUGAUUUCUAUAAGUGAAGAGCAAGCUGUAUCAUUGUUCAACGACAUGAGAGUGGAUGGUGUUUAUCCGAAUGAGGUAACAUUUGUUGGCUUGGUUCAUGCCAUAUGUGCUGCUAAUAGGAUGAAAGAAGGCGAAAUGGCUCAUGCGUUAUGUAUAAAGUCUAGCUUCUUUUCAGAGCUAGUGGUUGCUAAUAGCUUCAUUACCAUGUAUGCUAAGUUUGAGUCAAUAAAAGAUUCGAUCAAAGUUUUUCAAGAAAUGGAACAGAAAGUGAUCAUAUCAUGGAACGCCUUAAUCUCAGGGUUCACUCAAAACAAGAUGUUUCAAGAAGCUUUAAACACAUUCUCCGCUACAAUCAUGGAUUCAAAACCGAAUGAAUACACAUUUGGGAGCGUCUUAAGCGCAAUUGCGUCUUCUGAAGCCAUAUCAUUAAGAUAUGGACAAUGGUGCCACUCUUAUUUGUUAAAACUAGGUUUAGACAAGGAUCCAAUAGUUUCUGGAGCCCUUCUUGACAUGUAUGCAAAACGGGGAAGUAUAAACGAAGCUUGUAAGGUGUUUGAUGAAAUCAGGGAUAAGAAUCAAGUUGCAUGGACCGCAAUCAUAUCAGCUCAUUCCAGACAUGGAGACUACGAAGCUGUCAUGAACUUAUAUGAAGACCUAAAGAACCAAUCUUUUGAGCCUGAUUCUAUUACAUUUUUAUCUGUGUUAACAGCAUGCGGAAGGAAGGGAAUGGUGGAAAAGGGGAAAGAAGUGUUUGAGUCGAUGAUCAGACAUUUUAAAAUCGAGCCAACCCCAGAACAUUACUCUUGUAUAGUAGAUAUGUAUGGGAGGGCUGGGCGGUUAACGGAAGCAGAAGAGUUUCUAUCCCAUAUCCCGGGCCAGCUCGGGCUCCCAGUAUUCCAGAGCUUGUUAGGAUCAUGUAAAGUUCAUGGAAACAUGGAGAUGGGAAAGCGUGUGUCUGAAGUUUUAUUGAAAAUGGAGCCUAAAGAAUCAGGUUCAUAUGUGUUAAUGUCGAAUCUUUAUGCAGAAAGAGGGGAUUGGGAUGAAGUUGCAAAGAUAAGGAAAGGGAUGAGGGAGAAAAAUGUGAAGAAAGUUGUGGGAUUAAGUUGGGCCGAUGUUCAUAAUGUCAAAGGGUCGACACAUGCAUUUUCAUCAGAUGACACGUCUCAUCCACAGACGGAUGAGAUUUAUCAGAUGGCCAGGUUUCUUGGAUCAGAAAUGAAGUCUGUAAAGGGGAAAGAUGUCAUUGAGCAAGUUAAAGUUCUAUAGAGAUGAUAGAUGUGAUUAUUUUUAAAAAGGAAGCAAAUUUUGUAACUAUUAGUCCAUUUUUUAAGUCAACAUUUUCAUCAAUAUGUCUCAAGAAUACAUUUCACUUUUAAUUUCAACACAAUUCUCACUGAAUUCUCAUU